CUUUGGCCAACGAGAAAACUGUCAGUGGGUCAUCAUGGCGUUAGGAAGGUUCUCGUACGUCACGCUGGAUGCGACAGGCACGUUGCUACGCCCCAAGCACAGUGUGGCCGCGGUGUACGUCGACUUCUUCAUGUCCAUCAUGCCGCCACUGGUCAUCCCGAUUCCAAGAGAUGUUGUCUCGGUCAAGGACUUUGGUCGCUCGUUCAAGUCCGAAAUGACCAGGGCCCCAAACUUUGGCUUAGACGCCCACUCGGCAAAGCCAUGGUGGGGUCGAGUCAUCGUCGAUGCAUUUCCUUCCAACAUGCAAGCGCACAUGCAAGCACAUCCGAAGCACGCCACACAGUUGAUUGAUGCGCUCUAUGAGCAUUAUGGUCAAGGCGCAGCGUGGGAGGUGUUUGCUGACGUUAGGCCGACGCUGAAUGCAUUGAAAGAGGCAAAUGUAUCGGUCGGCAUCGUGUCCAACUUCGACGACAGACUGCACGGUAUUGUGCGUGACCUCGAGCUCGCCUCAGCAGUUGACUUUGUGCUCACGUCGUGGGAGCACCAGUCCAUGAAGCCGCACCCGUCCAUCUUUCACGAGGCUGCAAGACGAUUGCACUGCCGGCCACACGAGUUGCUGCAUGUUGGCGACGACCCGACCAACGACUACUGCGGGUCUGUGGCUGCCGGCUGCUCUGCUCGCCUCUUGUGUCGAAACAACAACGGGACAGUAGAUCCUUCUGUUCCCAUCGAGCACGUCGUGACAUCGCUGCUGGAUAUUGUACCUUCAAAGGAACGAGGUCGUCAGACGAUUGCUUUCCACACAAUACUGUCACAACAUGCAAGUCGAAAGAGGCGAGUGUGAAGGCGAUUCGUGCCUUUCUUUCACCAUUGCGCGUCACACAAGUCUUGUCGUAGUCCAAGCGAGUUUGAACACUAAUGAACUGGCACUUCAAAGCAUCACCUAUUUGAUUCAGUUUUCUGACUUCUCCACUGACGUCCAUGUGUGUUUGGUACGCGUCAGACAGCGGACGCAAUGCUCUUGGCCUCACAAGUCUAACCUGAAGGAUCAUGCUACAUAAAAU
Messenger RNA from Aphanomyces astaci, 1064 nucleotides. RefSeq lists its product as hypothetical. The transcript has 2 exons. The record is from RefSeq and is a predicted model, not a curated record. Bases 35 to 844 code for a protein of 269 amino acids. Lineage: Eukaryota; Oomycota; Saprolegniomycetes; Saprolegniales; Verrucalvaceae.